Messenger RNA from Pyricularia oryzae 70-15, 764 nucleotides. RefSeq lists its product as uncharacterized. The record is from RefSeq and is a predicted model, not a curated record. Lineage: Eukaryota; Fungi; Ascomycota; Sordariomycetes; Magnaporthales; Pyriculariaceae. Gene Ontology annotation, biological process: phospholipid metabolic process; arachidonate secretion. Gene Ontology annotation, molecular function: A2-type glycerophospholipase activity. The coding region runs from base 78 to 659 and encodes 193 amino acids. The transcript is spliced from 2 exons.
UGAAUUUACCGCCCAUCCUUCGAUCACCGUGCCGUAGCUGAUCUACGGCAAGGUCUCCUCUCAACUCCUCUCUCGUCAUGAAUUUCCUCAUCCUCCUCCUCGCAACCUUGGUUGCAGCAACCCCGAUGCCUAAGAAGCUCGCUAAGGCCGAGCCCAAAGGAGCCGGACUCAAGGCAUCGGCAGCAGACCCGAAGCUGAUACCCGUCACUGACGAGCUGGUCUUCAAAGUGCCCCUCGAGACCUUUAUAGCUCGACGCAACAAACUGGACCCUGCCGCACUGGACUUUUCGUCAGACAACUGCACCAAGGCGCCCAACAACCCACUAGGGUUUCCGUUUACUCCUGGAUGCAACAGGCACGACUUUGGAUAUCAGAACUUUCAGGCCCAGGGCCGUUUCACGGCGGAGAACAAGAAGAAAAUUGAUGAUAACUUUCAGCAAGACUUGAAGCACCAAUGCUCUAGCGUCAAAACCGCGGCAAAGCCGGCAUGCAACGGCCUUGCCGAUGUCUAUCACGCGGCAGUGAGGAAAUUUGGAGGGCGCAAGGAAUUACAAGCAAAGCGGGAUGACUCGCUGGAGGCCGAGUUUCAGGAGAAGCUUGCGAUUUACAAGGUCCUGGAGGCUGAGUAUAUGAGGAUGAAGGCAAGGUCAGCUAGCUGACGAGUGCUCUGGUGGCACUGGUGACGGAGGAUAAUGACCUAUGAUGAUCCAUUUCCUUAUUCUACUUGCGAAUAGAUACCCCGAAUUUUGUCGUUGGACGUGCUG